UUGCUAGGUGACCACCUGGAUCUACUUGUUGAGUGGAAGUGGGAGAAAUGCAGCAAUAAAGAGACGGGUUGGCCCCUUUCGAAGCGUGUCCUGGGCCGCAGCAGCAGGAACCGCACCUUCUCUACCCGCACAUUGUCCACACAGGACCCCCAGCCACGCCCCAAGUGUUCUUAAAGCAGAGAUGAGCAAUACUGCAGCUAGCCCAAUGCCCACCGAGACAUCAAGUACUGGAAGAAGAACGGGGGAAUCCAUCAGCUUUGCAGGCGAAUUACAGAGGAUGAUGUUUUCUUUAGGAGAUGCCAGGAGGCCUCUUCAUGAAACAGCAGUUUUGGUAGAAGAUGUGGUUCACACUCAGCUAAUUCAUCUGUUACAGCAAGCUGCAGACAUUUCUCAGCUGAGAGGAGCAAAGGUGAUCUCUGCUCAAGAUCUUUUGUUUUUGGUGCGCAAGGAUAAGAAAAAACUUAGAAGACUGCUAAGAGACAUGUUCUUCCGAGACUACAAAUCAAAACUUGUUAAAGGCACAGAUGAGGAUGAACUUCUGGAAGACAAACUGUGUGGCAGCAGGAAUUCCAACAAAAGGCAAAAAAUUGCUCAAGAGUUUCUCAGCUCUAUUGACCAGACAGGAGAACUGUUAGCAAUGCUUGAAGAUGAUGAGCUCGAUGAAGUUAAACAAGAGAGAAUGGAGAGAGCAGAAAGACAAACCAGAAUGAUGGAUUCCGCGCAGUAUGCAGAAUUUUGUGAAAGUCGGCAAUUAAGUUUCUCUAAAAGAGCCUCCAAAUUCCGAGACUGGUUGGACUGCCGCAGUCUGGAGAUAAAACCCAAUGCUGUGGCGAUGGAAAUUUUAGCGUACUUGGCAUAUGAAACCGUGGCACAGUUGGUGGAUCUGGCUCUUCUUGUUCAGCAGGACACGGUAACUAAGGCAGGGGACCCUUUCAGCCACGCCAUUUCUGCAACUUUCAUUCAGUAUCACAGCUCUGCUGAGAGUUCCUGCAUGAAGUGCAAUCCCGAUUCCCCUGAGAACACUCCUCCUGCCAUCCCAACAGCUCCAAGUGGAUCCCAGCACCCGGGGAAAACGACGUCCAGACCCCUGGGCACCGGGAGUGCCGGACAAGACUCCACUCAAACCAAACAGAGGAAAAGGAAGAAGAGUACUGCAGCCUAUGGUGGUGAGGCUCCCCGCGAUGCCAUCCAGCCCUGCCACAUCAGAGAGGCCAUUCGGCGCUACGGCCACAAGGUUGGCCCCCUCGCCCCAUUCACAAGUGCCUACCGCAGAAACAGGAUGGUUUUCCUGGCCUGCUGAGGUGAUGUUCAAUUCCUCCAUCCCCAGGCCCUCCGCUCCCACCCACGCCCCUGAGAAGGCAGGACAUGAGUACCAGUUGAAGAAGGGAAGCAUCAGACUGGGAAUCAGCCUGGGUCAUUUCUUCCUGGUUUGCCCCUGAGCAACCCCUCAGACAUCUCCACUCUCUCCAACGGGAAGUUAUUGCUUUAAUUCGAAAAAACAUUAAAAAAUAAAGAGACUGGUUGAGUCUGGCCACUGGCACCUUGGAGUUGGUUCACAGGAACUGGAGAAGAAGACAAGAGCAGGUUGACUGGGCUGAAGUUCAUGACCUAGCCCAAGGGGGCUAGGGUUGUUGAA
Molecule: messenger RNA, 1636 nt
Organism: Echinops telfairi (small Madagascar hedgehog)
Lineage: Eukaryota; Metazoa; Chordata; Mammalia; Afrosoricida; Tenrecidae
Product: transcription initiation protein SPT3 homolog
Biological process (GO): transcription by RNA polymerase II
Molecular function (GO): transcription coactivator activity; protein heterodimerization activity
Source: RefSeq, a predicted model, not a curated record